Arvicanthis niloticus (Nile rat) is the source of this 1735-nucleotide messenger RNA. Lineage: Eukaryota; Metazoa; Chordata; Mammalia; Rodentia; Muridae. The record is from RefSeq and is a predicted model, not a curated record.
ACAGCGUCAGUCACAUCCCUCCAGCCCUGGGCUCCUGAGGGUCCCCAGGGCUCCUGCUGGGACCUUCCCUCAGCCAGCUCCACUUGGUUUCCCCAGGGGACUCCCCUCCCUGCUCUCUGCCUGGCCUGGAACACCACAAACACCUGGGUACAGACAGCACAAGUGAGCCCCUCGCCUCCCUAAUGUGACUCUACCCCACUGUGCCCAGGUACGCCGAAGCCAGCACCAGCCCACCGUCCCAGCCACCUGCGUCUGAUGGGGUGCUGACCCCCUCACCACGUAGGCUCAGGAGCCAUGUGGCCCAACAGCACCUCGCUGGGGGCCUGCUUCCGCCCGGUGAACAUCACGCUGCAGGAACGCCGUGCCAUCGCGUCACCCUGGUUCGCUGCGUCCUUCUGCACGCUGGGCCUGGGGUCCAACCUGCUGGCGCUCAGUGCGCUGGCCAGGGCGCGGCCCGGAGCGGGACCCCGCUCCUCCUUCCUCGCUCUGCUGUGCGGCCUCGUCCUCACCGACUUCCUGGGGCUGCUAGUCACCGGCGCCGUCGUGGCGUCGCAGCACGCUGCCUUGUUGGACUGGCGAGCCACGGACCCCGGCUGCCACUUGUGCCACUUUAUGGGUGCGGCCAUGGUGUUCUUCGGGCUGUGUCCCCUGCUCCUGGGGGCCACCAUGGCCGCCGAGCGCUUCGCGGGCAUCACACGGCCCUUCUCACGACACACGGCCACGACACGCCGCGCAUGGGCCACCGUGGGGCUGGUGUGGGUGGCGGCCGCGGCCCUCGGGCUGCUGCCACUGCUGGGGUUCAGCCGCUACAGUGUGCAGUACCCCGGCUCCUGGUGCUUCCUGACGCUCGGGACGCAGCGCGGCGACGUGGCCUUCGGGCUCAUGUUCGCACUCCUGGGCAGCGCGUCCGUGGGGCUGUCCCUCCUGCUCAACACCGUGAGUGUGGCCACGCUCUGCCGCGUCUACCACGCACGCGAGGCCACGCAGCGCCCGCGGGACUGCGAGGUGGAGAUGAUGGUUCAGCUCGUGGGCAUCAUGGUGGUGGCCACGGUAUGCUGGAUGCCUCUGCUGAUCUUCAUCGUGCAGACCUUGUUGCAGACACCGCCUGUCAUGAGCCCCUCUGGGCAACUGUCUCGGGCCACAGAGAGGCAGCUGCUCAUCUACCUGCGCGUGGCCACCUGGAACCAGAUCUUGGACCCCUGGGUCUACAUCCUCUUCCGCCGGUCCGUGCUUCGGCGCCUGCAUCCACGAUUCAGUUCACAGCCCCAGGCUGUGUCCUCACACCAGCCCCCAGCCCAGCCCAUGCUCAGUGGACCCUGAAGGACAGUGUCACUCAAACCCGGGUGCUUGGUGACUGCCAUCAACCUGCGCCCUGUCCCAGGAGCCUGAGUGCUUGGUGGGGUAAGGAUGGAGCUAAGACAGGGGGCUGACUCCUGUGAACUGCAAAGAUACCUCCUCGAGGCUGGGGAGGUCCUCUCUGGCCCCCUCCCCAGACUACUCCCUGUCAGCUAAAGGCUGGGGCACAUGUGAGAGGCCCCUUGCAGGAAUCUUGGGUUACACCUGGGGUGCGAGUCUGAGACGUUCACCCAGGCUCAAGGAUCACUGACCUUGGGUGUCAGAAGCAACCAUUGUGGUCCCUGUAGCCAGGUCUGGGCUCACCAACCUCUCCAGUGUUUACCGAGCCUGUUUCCCCCAUGGUUGUCUAACACACUGCUCAAUAAAUGGCUGAAUGUCU